Molecule: messenger RNA, 1404 nt
Organism: Danaus chrysippus (African queen)
Lineage: Eukaryota; Metazoa; Arthropoda; Insecta; Lepidoptera; Nymphalidae
Source: the annotation of a GenBank genome assembly
AUGAGUGAGGAACGGGUGAAAAUGCGUAAACAGCUGGGGUUGUUGGAAGGGGUUGCAAUUAUACUUGGCAUUAUAUUCGGAAGUGGUAUUUUUAUCUCCCCCAAAGAAGUUUUAGAAAAAACUGGGUCGGUUUGGGGAGCUCUAUCAGUUUGGGCGGUCUGCGGAGUUUUGGCGACUCUUGGUGCCAUGUCAUAUGCAGAAUUAGGAACAGCAUUAGCUAAAAGCGGUGGUGAUUAUCACUAUAUAAAUGAGGCCUACGGUUCAUUACCAGCUUUCCUAUAUCUGUGGGAUGCUAAUUUAGUUUUUGUACCGAGUACAAAUGCAAUAAUGGCGCUAACAUUUGCUAAUAAUCUACUCGAACCUAUAUUUCCGAAUUGUCCUAUAGAUCCUUUGAGCACAAAACUUAUAGCUGCAGUCACUAUAUGUUUCCUAACAUUCAUCAAUGCAUAUGAUGUAAGAUUUACUACUAGAAUACAAAAUGUAUUUAUGUUCACAAAGAUCUCGGCACUAGUUAUCAUUAUUGUUGGAGGAAUUGUGUGGAUGGCAAGAGGUGGUGUCGAAAACUUUGAUGAUGGUUGGGCUGGUACUAAGACAUCCAUAAGUGAUUGGUCCGUAGCUUUCUACUCUGGAAUCUUUUCAUACUCCGGCUGGAAUUACUUGAACUUCAUGACAGAAGAACUCCGGGAUCCCUAUGUGAAUCUUCCUCGUGCCAUUUAUUUGUCUCUGCCUUUAGUAACUGCUAUAUACAUCCUAGCUAAUGUAUCAUACAUGGCUGUGCUUGGACCAUCUGGUGUUAGAGCUACGAAAGCUAUAGCAGUUGACUUUGCAGGGUCAGCUCUUGGGUCUAUGAAGUGGGCGAUGCCUACAUUAGUUGCUAUUGCUAUACUUGGAGGCCUAUCAGUUCAUAUUAUGACGUCAUCAAGGAUGUGUUUCGCCGGAGCCCGUAAUGGUCACAUGCCAGCCCUAUUGGCUCAUAUUAAUGUUAAAUGUAUGUCACCGAUGCCAUCACUUGUGUUCUUGAUGCUGAUUUCCCUGCUAAUGUUGAUCCCAAGCAAUCUUACAUCUCUAAUAACAUACUGCACAGUGGUUGAGUCAUUCUUCACAACACUCAGUUGUAGCGCUGUACUGUGGCUGAGAUAUAAACAACCGGAUAUUGUAAGACCUAUCAAGGUAUCUCUGUGGAUGCCGGUGGUGUUUGUAACAAUAUGCACAGUGUUACUCGUGGUGCCAAUCGUUAGUGAGCCAGUAGCAGUGUUGGCUGGAGCAUUUAUAACUAUAGCUGGCGUUCCGGUUUAUUUAUUACUGGUGCGAAGUAAACCUGAGCCUGUAGUUCAACUAUCGAACAAAUUUACACUGCUGUGUCAGAAAUUGUUUCUAUCAAGUGUCGAAGAUAAGGAAGAUUAA